AUGGAUGAAAAAGGAGAGUUAGAGAGAGAAGCUGAAACUCAUUUCUCACCUCUGAAGCCUCCAACAUGUUUGUCUGAAGAAGUGCCCGCCGGCUGGAGCUGUUUCCCCUUCUGCACAUAUGAAACGUCAUACUGGUGACACCAUUUCUGGGAAAUCACUCCAGUUCUCUCCAGCAGCUACGUCCUCAUCUUAAUAUCACAGAGCAUGUGAAGUUUGUCGGAGAGAAUAUGGAGACUUGAACCACAAAACGCUGUCAGAUCAUCACAAACCUUUCUGCUUUCACACUCAGCAAUGGACACCGACGCCACGAGGACGAUGGAGGUGGCGGCGCUCGGCCGGCCUUUCAGCCUCGGGAUGCUGUAUGACUGCCGCAAUGACUCACUCAUCCCUGGCGUGACAUUGUGGGACCUUAAAGAUCUGAGAAAUGAUAUACAAGAAAGACCACAGCACUGCAACGAUUUUCAGAUAGUUGCAUCUGAAUCAAUUGCAGAUAAAUCUUCAGCAUUAAAUGUGGAAGCAUCCCUGAAGGCAAGUUUCCUUGGUGGAUUAGUAAAGGUUGGAGGAUCUGCCAAAUACCUGAAUGAUAGUAAAACAUCCAAACAUCAGGUCAGAGUAACACUGAAGUACCAUGCAACCACAAAGGUGGAGCAACUGUCAAUGAAUCAUCUUGGAAGAGACAAUGUGAAGCAUCCGGAUGUCUUUGAUAAAGGAAUAGCAACACAUGUAGUCACAGCUAUCCUUUAUGGGGCACAAGCCUUCUUUGUCUUUGACCGUGAGGUGUCUGAUGAAGAAAGUCAUCAAGACAUUCAUGGCAACAUGAAGGUGAUGAUCAAGAAAAUCCCCACCAUCACAGUAGGGGGGGAAGGUUCUGUCCAAAUGGAAACCAAGGACAUUGAAAGAGUGGAGAAGUUCUCCUGCAAAUUCCAUGGAGACUUUUUACUGAAGAAAACUCCAACAACCUUUCAGGAUGCCAUACAAGUCUACCAAAGCCUGCCACAAUUACUGGGAACCGAAGGAGAAAAUGCUGUACCAAUGAAGGUCUGGCUGAUGCCACUUGUGAGUUUAGAUCCAUCUGCUGCUAAACUCGUCCGUCAGAUAAGUAUAAGUUUAGUGCAGAAAUCCCAGAGUGUCCUGGAGGACUUCACUGAGCUGGAAAUGAGGUGCAAUGAUGCAAUGAGAACCACCACUGCACAGCAGUUCCCACAGAUUGGUAAAAAACUUAAAACAUUUGCAGAAUUUUGCUCCGAGUACAAACUGGAAUUCCAACAAACUCUGGCAAAGAAACUUCCAUCAAUCAGGGGAGGAGGGGAAGAGGAGGCUGUGCUUGCAGAGAUUCUGAAGAAGAGACAUUCUUCUCCUUUCAACAACACAAGCCUGAACGAGUGGAUGCAAUGUAAAGAGAAGGAAAUGCGCAGGUUAAAAAUGUUCACCAACAUGAUGAAAAACACCAUGAUUGUCCCAUCUGAAAAUGUGCUUGAUGAAGAAAUUCUCUGUGCAGAACAUGCUGUGUGUUUUGUUUUCACCUCACUGGGAAGUGCUGAACCGUACCUCUCAGCUUUAUCAAACUACUUGGAAGAAACAUCCAAACCAGACAAACCUCAAGGUCUACACUGUCAUGAUAUAGAGAAGGAACAAUGGUACGCCUCAAAAGAAGUAUCAGAUGCAAUGAGGAGCAAAGCAAAGCUAUUCAGUGAUUUUGCAGAUGCCAACAAGGAGAAGAAGAACAUUAAGUUCCUGACAGUGGGUUUAACAAAUGAGACACAGAAAGGUUCAAGCAUCUACGUUUAUGAGGAUGGUUUUUCUGUCAGUGAGAACUUUGAGCCGCCUUCAAAGCCUGAAACAGUGACAGCAGGUGAUGUAACCCACAACAGUGUGACACUGAAGAUUUGUCCACCAAGAUUUGGAGCAACGAACGUCACCUCCUACUCUGUAGAGUACUGUGUCAGCGGAGAGGACGGAUGGCAACAAAAACCAGCACCAAAGGCUGAAGAAGUGACAGUGAGCGGUCUGACUCCUAACACAGAGUACAUGUUCAGAUGCAGAGCAGUGACCUCAGUAGGUGUUGGGCCAGCUGGUGAAGUCAGCGGUCUCAUUAAAACCUUACCUUGCAGCCCUCCUGGAAAACCUCAAGUUGAAACAAACUCAAGUGAGAUAUCAGUUAGCUGGGAGAAACCUGCUGAGAUUGGACAAGAUGCCCACAUUUUGAACUACAUCAUGGAGUACGCUCAAACAGACAAAGAGGUGAAAGAUGAAGAUCUUCAGUGGAACCAAAUGGUGUCAAGAGCUGAAAAGGGGAUAAUUUCAGGUCUUCAGUCAGAGACAGAAUAUGCUGUCAGGGUCAGAUGUGACUGUGGUGGAGCAGGCAGAAGCAAAGAAAGCAUCACUUUGAGUGUCUGCACAACAAAAUUUACGCGACUUGCAGAAAUCAUCAAACGUACAAGUGAAAGCAUAAAUUCUGGAUCCCCCUCACUUUACAAACUGCCUCUGAAAGAAGAAGAUAUGAACAUAGAUGGUUGCCGGAGGUAUAAUUUCGGUAAAGAAAGCAAGAGGCAAAAUCGCACAAUUAUGCUUUUUGGAGCGACCGGCUCAGGAAAGUCCACUCUCAUCAAUGGAAUGAUCAACUACGUUGUUGGAGUAGAGUGGAAGGACAAUUUCAGAUUUAAAUUAAGUGAUGAGGAUCAGUCCAAAUCACAAGCUGAGAGACAGACCUCUGAAGUCACUGUGUACAAAAUCAACCACCAAGACGGGUUUAAAACCCCCUUCUCUCUGACCGUUGUAGACACUCCAGGCUUUGGAGAUGCAAGAGGCAUAGAGAGAGACAACGAGAUCACAGAGCAGCUAUGUAAUCGCUUCUCUGCUGAGCUUGGUGUCAGUGAAAUUGAUGCUGUGUGUUUCGUAGUUCCAGCUGCGUUAACACGACUCACACCAUCACAGUACUAUAUGUUUGAUUCUGUGCUUUCAAUCUUUGGCAAAGAUGUGGCAGAAAACAUCAGGGUUCUGGUGACAUUUGCAGACAGCCAACGUCCACCAGUUCUAGAGGCAAUCAAUGCUUCAGGUGUCCCAUGUCCUAAAACAAAAGACGGGCUGCCAGCUCACUUCAAAUUCAAUAACUCAGUGUUAUUUGCAGACAACAAAUCAUCUGCAGCAAACGGCAUGGAUGGAAAUGACGAAGAUGAAGGCUUUGAUCAGAUGUUUUGGAACAUGGGGACACAAAGCAUGAAGAGGUUUUUUGCUGCUCUGAAUGUCAUAGACACCAAAAGCUUGACAAUGACAAAGGAGGUCCUCAGAGAAAGUGGAGACGUGACGAAACUGCUAGAGGCCUUAUUUAAAAUAGCGAAUGAGCUAGAUGGAAAUGCUGAGCUUCAGUCAUUAAUCAAUUCACAUUCUAGACCUCAGUCUGUAAGAGAGAGGCUGUUCUGGAUCGUGUCAGCUGCCCUUAGAGGAUUAGGGAGAUAGAGGUCCCUUAUUUACUAAAUUCAAGAUGGCUGCCUCUGAGCUGCGGCUCACAUGAAUUACCAAGCUAUUCAUUUUUCCAUUUUUUUAUUUAUUACUUAUAUUCCAAGAUGAGCAUUAACUGGAUUGAAACAGCAUACACAACAUUGUGUAAUUUAUUUUGUCCUAAUAUCAUGUUGAAAAGGUAUGAAUCAAAUAUGAUACAUUAUGUAUUUCAGGUAAUAUGUCAUUAAAUCCCAAAUCAUCAUCAUUAUUUUGCAUUUAAUAAUCUUUUUACCUUUUUAUACACUGUUUUAACUAUCUAAUUAAGCCAAUUAAAGAUUAAAAUGUCAUCUUUUUAGAGUGGAGUUAUGGGUAUUUAUGAAUAGUUUUACUCUCUUGUAUAGUAUAGAGCAAGAACGUGUACUUUCCUCGUACUCACUGAAACACCAAGCUGGCUGUUUUAGAUUCAAACAGUCUGGAGAACAUCUCAGAAGAGCUCAGUUGUGGGUGAAAAAAAUGCAGUUUUAGUCUGAACUGAGGGCUGAAAUGGAGAGAAAAAGAUGAGUUUACAAAUGUACCCACCGCAGUGUGGACGUACUCUGAUUCAAUGAUACAUCUCACAUAUACACACACAACAUCAGAUGAUCAAUCAAAACUACACCUGCAUUUUUCUCAUGCUUCACAUUUGAAAUAGUAAAUCACCUUCUUGCUUUGACAUGUUCUGUAACAUUAAAUUGUUGAUGAUUUAAACUAGUUCUUAAUCUGACAGUAUCACAUAUAUAUUGUGCAUGAAGCUAUAUAUGUAACUAUAUAUGAUAUGUACUCAUGAAUGAUGUUUCUAUAGAUUGAGUUUUAUUCCUGUUUGAUUAUAUUGAUUGUUGAAGAUUGUUUAAGGACAAAGAGUUGUGAUACAUUUUCUCCAGUUUUUCUUUUCCUCUUAUAUUGAUUGCAGCUUUAUUAUGUAUGAAGUGUUUUAUCUGUUUGUCACGUCGUGUCAGGACUGCAGGUGCAAAUUAGCUAUUGAGCUAACCCCGACACAUUUACAUUGACUUUACAUUGUUAAAAUGUCAAUUUUUAAACUAUCUCUAUGUUUUUUUUUAUAUAUAUAUCUGCACCAUUAUAUUAAAUAGAGAAAAUUUAGAUGUCUUGUUCAUUAUUUUAAACUGAUUUCCCUGAAAUUUAAACUGACAGUUUGAAAACAGCACAACAAAUGAGGAGAUUGAAGAGUUAAUAUAAAUUUAAAGCAGCUCCUGAACAUUUUAUCAACUUUGUUUUCUUUGUGGUUUGUGAUUAUGACAAAUGUCCUCAGAUACAAUCCUAAAACUGUUUUAUAAAUCAAUUUUAUUCUUGAAUGAAUUAAAAGAAAUAAAGAAACAAAACAUG
This is a messenger RNA of Thunnus maccoyii (southern bluefin tuna), 4818 nucleotides long. RefSeq lists its product as uncharacterized. Gene Ontology annotation, molecular function: GTP binding; protein binding. Lineage: Eukaryota; Metazoa; Chordata; Actinopteri; Scombriformes; Scombridae. The record is from RefSeq and is a predicted model, not a curated record. The transcript is spliced from 3 exons. Bases 292 to 3456 code for a protein of 1054 amino acids.